Limulus polyphemus (Atlantic horseshoe crab) is the source of this 1084-nucleotide messenger RNA. RefSeq lists its product as uncharacterized. Bases 102 to 530 code for a protein of 142 amino acids. Lineage: Eukaryota; Metazoa; Arthropoda; Merostomata; Xiphosura; Limulidae. The record is from RefSeq and is a predicted model, not a curated record. The transcript has 3 exons.
GACGUGCAUUUCAAAACUCCAAGCGCACGCGGUACUAAACAGCUUUAAGCCUCGCACGCGUGACUACCUUAAUUUACCUGACUCGAGAUUAUAUAGUGACUAUGUUUGCUUUGGUGCUAGCGUUACUAUUAACCAGCAGGGGAUGUGAUGCGUUUAGUAAACAAAAUUCGAUCAAGCAAUACGACGUACAAAAUAUUGAUCAAGCCAAACUAGAUGCUUUACUGAAGUUUGCAGUGAGAGAAAUUGAAAAGUUGAAACUGGAUCAUCACGAACUGGACGAAUGUCACGGUCUGGAAGUAGCUAGCCUUCUGAGGGGAAGGAAAAAGGAAAAAGAUGGAAUACGUUACUCGCUCACGUUAAAGGUUCAGUCUACAUCAGCUAAUACAGAACAGUGUAUGAAGAAAUCUUCAAGUUUUAUACUACAGCCCGAGAUCUGUGAAGUGGAAGUAUCUGAGUCGGUGAAAAAAGGAAAAAUAGAGAGAUCUCUGCUUCGAUCAGCUUGCUUACAGGUGGAGGAACUAAUGGAAUGAAAAAACCAGUGAAACAGCUUUGAUGAGACAACUGGAACCAAAUAUACCCAGUACCAGUAGUGUGUGUGCCUUCCGAGCGGCGGACGGUGAAAAUAAAGGCAUUUUGUACGUAGUUGUGACUGUAUAUUAUCAUAGCACGUAAUCUAUAAUUAAACCUAUAGUACUAUGACGUAGUUUUUAUUUCUUUUGCUUUGUUUUGUGUGAAUAAAUUAAAUAAUACUUCUUGUUCGAAGACAGUGUUGCCCAUAGAUGAAUUUAUACAGUAUUCAGUUCUGUUCACUAAGUUAAUGAACACACUAUUAAAUGUUUGUGUCACAUACAUAUAUAUAUAUAUCGUUGUUUUUAUUGUCAACAAAUGAGAACUGAUCAUUGCCAUUACUAGAAUAGUUAGCGGAAACUUGAUAUAACCAAAAUGUUAGAUUUAUUGCAAAAAAAAAGUUUUUCAAAGUCAUGAACGAACAGUUUUGUUCAAGAUUCGUACUUAAAAUUGUGGAUGAUGUACAUAUCUAUUUCUUCGGUCACAUCUUUCAUGUAUGUCAGUUAAAAGAAAUUAA